Aricia agestis (brown argus) is the source of this 877-nucleotide messenger RNA. RefSeq lists its product as uncharacterized. Lineage: Eukaryota; Metazoa; Arthropoda; Insecta; Lepidoptera; Lycaenidae. Bases 32 to 877 code for a protein of 281 amino acids. The record is from RefSeq and is a predicted model, not a curated record. The transcript is spliced from 6 exons.
ACCGCGGUGCUAAUUGUAGAGCAGUGCGAGCAUGGCGCGGGCGCGGGCGGGAUCUUUCAUCUUCGUGGCGCUGUUCCUACGAGUCUCGGCACAGUUCGAACCUUAUGACACCAGCACACCAGAAGACACGGCGUCUCUGCUCCAGAUGUACGCCAACCACAUAAACUCCUCUCUCGAGCUGGAUAAGAGCGACCGCCGCAUCAUGAAGAGCUGGGCUACUGACUUCCAGGUGCAGCAGAUCAAUGUGACGACGCACUACCGGCUCCAGAUGAUGCGGCACAAGGAGCACAGCUACUACUGGAUCAACGGCAGCGCCAAAUGGCAUGAGUGCAUUAAAAUUCACAGGAAGGACAUACAACAUUCAGAACAAAAUUAUUACAUAGCUGAAAGUCACUGUCUCAAAUCUACCAACGCGAACGAGGGAAAGAAAAGACACGCAGUUUACCAAGUAGAGAAAGAGAUCAAAAAAUGGCGUAAAUCCUAUCGGUAUCUACUGAACAAGUGCAAAUCUAACAAUCCGGGAGAUGACGUCGGGACUGGAGAAUGCCUAGUAGACUAUGUAAAAAGAGACAACUACCACGUUACCUUCCAAAGACUUAUCCUUUUAAAACUGGAAGCCAUGUCAGAUCUGUUCAAAGAGAUGAGGGAUUCCCUGUUUAAGUUGGAAGAGUGUCUGAAGGGUACUCUGUCACAUUAUUUGGACAGAGUACGUGGUAUAACGGGCAACCUAAAUCAAUGUUACAGUAUAAAAAAUAAAGAUUCUUGGAUAAGCUACUUUUUAUUUUCAAUUAAUAUUGUUGUUACUGAAGUUAGGGAAAAGAGACAUUUCUUACUUAUUACUCUUGUAUUUGAAUGUCUGCUAAAUACUGGUAUGUAA